UGAGCAAACUGGAGAAUUUGGAUAGAGAGAAAGAGAGAGAGGGUACAGAGAGACCAUUGAACUGUAUAAAGCAGGGAAGAGAUUCAGUAGCAGUCGGGAUAUGCACUCCGAAGCAAAAGAAAGUGUAACCUGUACGUUGAUUUAUGACCGGUUGACCUGCUGUUGCCGGUUUGACCUGCAGCUUUCAGUGACCAGAGUUUAUGGACAGACUGAUCAAUAGAGAACCGCACCUCUGAAUUCCCUCUCAACCUUCAGCAAACAUGACAACUGCCACAAGACUUCUGGAUGAGCUGUGUCACUUAACGGCUCAAUCUCUAGAAUCACUGGAGCCUUUAGAUCAUUUCCAAGUUAUUAAACUUCUUGGAGAGGGUUCAUAUGGACAAGUCAAGUUAGCAGUGCACAAGAAGAGAGGAACCCCAAUGGCCCUUAAAUUCUUUCUGCGGGACGACACAUCUCUACUGUCAUUUCUGAGGGAAUAUAACCUGUCUUUGGCCUUCUGCACACACCCCUCGCUUACCUCAGCUUUCGGCAUUGCAUUCUCCACUCCAACUCACUAUGUGUUUGCUCAGCAACCUUGCCUUUAUGGCGACCUCUAUGAUGUCAUCGUUCCUGAGGUUGGUCUGGAAGAGAGUCGUGCCCAGGGAGUGGCUUCCCAGAUUAGCGGUGCCCUCUCUCACCUCCAUUCCCUUGGCUUUGUCCAUCGUGAUGUCAAACCAGAAAACAUCUUCCUAUGUGACCGUGAAUGUCGUUGGGUCAAGCUUGGAGAUUUUGGCAUGGUGAAGGCUGCAGGCACCAGGGUACCAUGCGUGUGGUACAGCUCCCCUUACUGCACGCCUGAAGCUGAAAUAGCAAGGAAGAGCGAAGAAACCGAUUCGGGCCACUUGGAGGUGGACAACAAUGGGAACAAGCAAAGAGGAAACUCUGGAAAGACUCAAAGGGUGUUGGUGUCUGUGGAUCCCAGUACAGACAGCUGGGCAUUAGGCAUUCUAAUCUACGCCAUGCUCAUGGGGAGCCUUCCAUGGUCUGAGACUGUCUCAGACAACACUGCAUAUAAAAGCUAUCUACAAUGGACCAACUGGCAAGGUUCAGCAUCACAACAGAGAGGUUCAGAUCUGCCUGAAAACUUUCACCGCAUGGCACCGCAAUUUGCAGCAUUCACCCCUCUUGCGGCUUGCCUUCUUAGGUCCCUGCUCCACCCACAGUCCAGGGUUCGUGGCAGGCCAGAUGAGGUGGAAAGGUAUCUGGGAGGAGCCUGGUUAUUAGACAAGGAUAUCAGCGGGUGAUGCAUCAAAGGAAAGACAAGACAUUGACGUCGGAUCACUCCAUGGUGGGAACAAUUGUUCUUCUGUUUAAUAUGCUACAUAUAAGCAUUAUUAGUUGAGAGUUUCUUUUCCCGACUGAUCACUAUAGAUCUUAGCUGUAAACACUAAUUUACUAAACAGGGCAAAUUAGGGUAAGAACGCAAUCUCAUAAAAGUGCAGAUGGGAGUGCAAAGUUCUGCGGAUGAGAACAGACACAACCAGAUCAUUUCCAUAAUGACCAACACAAUCUACCAAGAGCAGCGCAAAUUAGCAUCUAGUUUGAGACAUGCUUUUUUAAUGGCACAAAUACCAGUAAACUGACAAGCACAAACCUAAGUAAAUAGUGUUGCAUGACCCAGAAGAGUUAAGGGUUAUAUACUGUAACUGAAAAGGGGUACAAAAAGUGUUUCUAAAAACUUGGGCCUCAUCCACAGUCCAGCACCAUUACUACACUCCAAAACAAUGUGUGUCCUACAAAGAUCAGUAUAAGGCUAUACUAUGGAAUCAACCACAUAUGUGUUUAUAAGUCUAAAUAAACAUUGCCGGCAUCUCCACUUUCCAAAGCCUAUCAUCUGGAAUUUCGACAGUACAGUUGUACCUGUACCUGCGGAACAGAAGUUGAACUUGUUUACUGCAUAGUUUAUGGUGGGGAAAAACCCAGACAUGCACAACUAUGAUGCCAUCAAAAUCUAACAAUGAUUUUGUUCAUCGGGAAUUCGUUUGAAUCAUUGUUUGCUAACUGCUGCAAUCUCAUGCAAGUGACAGGUUGUUGGACGGGAUGUUUUACGCCUUAGUGCACACAUCGGAGAAAAGAUUUUUUUGUGAGAGCAAGUUAAUGUUUUUGAUUAAAUAUUACGAGGGCACAUUGAUAAUGAAUCUUACAGUAUUUUAUGUGGACCUCCCGCAUGCAUAAUGAAGUAGGAUUUCCCAUCUGGGGCAAGUAUAGGUCUCUGCAGUAAAGUAAUGGGAGUUACCAGAUUGGGGCAUUUUUCGACGAUGUUACCUGAUUGGCUGACAUCAUAGUGACGGUAGGUUUAGGGGUGGGGUUAGGUAAAGGGGAUCAUUUUGAUUGCAUGAUUUAGUCAGAAACACCCACUUUUGCACUGCAGAGACCUCAAUCUCAUCUGGGGGAUCUCAUCCUGACACCCUAGGGGUUCAUGGUGGAACUGCAGGGAACCUGUGAUAGAAAUAUAGAAUUGUUAAUAUGAAAUAAAUCAAAAUAAAGGAUUCAAAAUUUAA
Labeo rohita (rohu) is the source of this 2540-nucleotide messenger RNA. RefSeq names its product serine/threonine-protein kinase SBK1. Gene Ontology annotation, molecular function: ATP binding; protein serine/threonine kinase activity. Bases 261 to 1283 code for a protein of 340 amino acids. Gene Ontology annotation, biological process: peptidyl-serine phosphorylation; peptidyl-threonine phosphorylation. NCBI's taxonomy places the organism in Eukaryota, Metazoa, Chordata, Actinopteri, Cypriniformes, Cyprinidae. The record is from RefSeq and is a predicted model, not a curated record. The transcript is spliced from 4 exons.